AUGGUAAUUAGAGCAAUAAUUGCUUAUUCAGAUUAUAGAAUCCAAUAUUUGUUAUUGAUAAUAUUCCAAUAACCUUUAAAUCAUUAUAUAUUUUAUUCACUAAGAAAAAAAUCAUUUUCACAGUAAACUCAAGCUUAAUUAAUAAUUUAACAGAAUUCAUAAGAAUAAGUGAUAUGUUUAUCUAACGAAAGCAAAUAAGAUAAUUUAAAAUGUGAUUUGAAUGAGAGUGUAAUUGUUAAUUAAAUAGACUAUAAUUUUGAAUCUCCUAGAAUAUAAUAAGAACAUAAAUCAAUAGGCACUAACAAAAAUACUAUUGAACAAAGAAUUAUCAUAAAAAAACCUAUAAAUGUGUGGAAAACAACAACAAACUCUUCCGAUUCCCCUUAACAAGAACCUAUAAAGAUAGAAAACAAUAUGGACUCUAAAUAUUCCGAUUUAGUUGCAAUAAUGAGUAAUCUUCCCUUUGGAAUCCUUUUUGUUGAUUAACAGCUAACGAUUUUAGAAUAUAAUUAAAAAGUGACUUCAUUGUUAGGAAUUACAAAUCCUAAUAAAAUAAUUCCAUUUCUAGAUGAAGCCAUUAAAAAGUAAAUAAUAUAAAUGAUUAUAACAGAAGUGGAGAAAUUUAAGAAGUACGUUCUGCAAAAAAAAUUAAAAAGUCUUUGAGUAAAUCCCCAAAAAAAUCAUAUUUUCACCAACAACCUUCCAUUAAUCUAUAAAAAAGAUAAAAUGAUGAGUAGAUAUCGGAUUUAGCUUCUCAAUAUUAUAAUUUUGGGUCCCAAUCUAGAAUGGACAAUGAAAGCUAGUAGGAAGGAAAUUUAAAGUCAAUAUUUUAAAAGUUUUAGAAGAUCAACUAAAGUUAAUAAACAGCUGCUUCCAGGGAAACUUUUUAGUUUAUUUUAAGAUUAGAUUCUAUGGAAAAUUCUUAUUGUAAAUCUAAAUAUAAGAGUUUAAAACUAAAGAUUUUUUAAAUUGAUGGGAAUGGAUUAUGGGAACAAAAUGUCUAUUUAUUUUUAUUAGAAAACAUUACAAAGAGAGAGGAACUUAAAUUGCUUAAUCAUAAAUAUAAAUUUCAAUAAGCCCUUUUAAAUUCAUUAUGUCAUGAAUUAAGAACUCCAAUUAAUGGUGUCAUUUCUUAAUUAUUUGCAUUAAAAGACGAAUUGAUUACUGAUUUAAUUCAAUCACAUUUAAAUCCUGCAAUUGUAUCAACUAAGAGAUUAUAAUACUAAUUAAAUGAUAUUUUGGACUAUGCUUAGAUUUAGUGCAAUGCCUUAACUCUAAAUAAAUCUUACUUUAAAUUGGAGGAAAUAUAUUAAUNUACACUUAGUAUUAGUAUACAUGGUAAUUAGAGCAAUAAUUGCUUAUUCAGAUUAUAGAAUCCAAUAUUUGUUAUUGAUAAUAUUCCAAUAACCUUUAAAUCAUUAUAUAUUUUAUUCACUAAGAAAAAAAUCAUUUUCACAGUAAACUCAAGCUUAAUUAAUAAUUUAACAGAAUUCAUAAGAAUAAGUGAUAUGUUUAUCUAACGAAAGCAAAUAAGAUAAUUUAAAAUGUGAUUUGAAUGAGAGUGUAAUUGUUAAUUAAAUAGACUAUAAUUUUGAAUCUCCUAGAAUAUAAUAAGAACAUAAAUCAAUAGGCACUAACAAAAAUACUAUUGAACAAAGAAUUAUCAUAAAAAAACCUAUAAAUGUGUGGAAAACAACAACAAACUCUUCCGAUUCCCCUUAACAAGAACCUAUAAAGAUAGAAAACAAUAUGGACUCUAAAUAUUCCGAUUUAGUUGCAAUAAUGAGUAAUCUUCCCUUUGGAAUCCUUUUUGUUGAUUAACAGCUAACGAUUUUAGAAUAUAAUUAAAAAGUGACUUCAUUGUUAGGAAUUACAAAUCCUAAUAAAAUAAUUCCAUUUCUAGAUGAAGCCAUUAAAAAGUAAAUAAUAUAAAUGAUUAUAACAGAAGUGGAGAAAUUUAAGAAGUACGUUCUGCAAAAAAAAUUAAAAAGUCUUUGAGUAAAUCCCCAAAAAAAUCAUAUUUUCACCAACAACCUUCCAUUAAUCUAUAAAAAAGAUAAAAUGAUGAGUAGAUAUCGGAUUUAGCUUCUCAAUAUUAUAAUUUUGGGUCCCAAUCUAGAAUGGACAAUGAAAGCUAGUAGGAAGGAAAUUUAAAGUCAAUAUUUUAAAAGUUUUAGAAGAUCAACUAAAGUUAAUAAACAGCUGCUUCCAGGGAAACUUUUUAGUUUAUUUUAAGAUUAGAUUCUAUGGAAAAUUCUUAUUGUAAAUCUAAAUAUAAGAGUUUAAAACUAAAGAUUUUUUAAAUUGAUGGGAAUGGAUUAUGGGAACAAAAUGUCUAUUUAUUUUUAUUAGAAAACAUUACAAAGAGAGAGGAACUUAAAUUGCUUAAUCAUAAAUAUAAAUUUCAAUAAGCCCUUUUAAAUUCAUUAUGUCAUGAAUUAAGAACUCCAAUUAAUGGUGUCAUUUCUUAAUUAUUUGCAUUAAAAGACGAAUUGAUUACUGAUUUAAUUCAAUCACAUUUAAAUCCUGCAAUUGUAUCAACUAAGAGAUUAUAAUACUAAUUAAAUGAUAUUUUGGACUAUGCUUAGAUUUAGUGCAAUGCCUUAACUCUAAAUAAAUCUUACUUUAAAUUGGAGGAAAUAUAUUAAUAAUUGUAAGAACUAUUUAAUUUCGAAUGUAUAUAGAAGUAGAUCUAACUAGUGAUCGAGGAUGAUCAUUAAAUCAGAUUGCAUACAGAUAAAGAGAGAUUGCUGAGAGUUUUCAUUAAUUUACUUGAUAAUUCGGUUAAAUUUACAAAUAAAGGAGGGACAAUUAAAGUAUCAUCAGAGAUAAAUAAAGAUCAAUUGAAAUUCAUUGUAUAUGAUAAUGGAUAAGGUAUAAAGGAUGAAAUCAUAGAAAAAAUUGAAGAAUAGGCAGAAAUGUUAUUCCAAGACUCCAUUUAAUACCAUUCUAAUAAAUUAGGAUUGGGAUUGAGAAUCUCGAUGUUACUUUCAGAUUACUUAUAUAAAGAGCAAAAGUUUUAGAUAGAAUCUACAUUUAAUUAAUACACUAAAAUAAGUUUUAGAUUAUCAAAUUUUAUUGAAAAUUACUCUUCAGAAUUUUAGAUGGGCUUUUAAUUAUCUAUGCUAGAAAAUAAUUGUAGUUGCAGUAAAAUAUUGAUUGUUGAUGAUAUAAUUUGUAAUCAUAUCGCACUUUAGGUUUUACUAAAAAAAUUUAAAGUGAAAACUGAUAGCGCUUAUAAUGGCAAUUCGGCUAUAGAGUUAGUAGAACAGAGAUUGAAAUAAUAAUGCUGCCAGACUUAUCGAUUAAUUUUUAUGGAUAUAGAAAUGCCAUAGAAGAAUGGGUUUCAAGCAUCUUCGGAAGUAUUAUAAAAUAUCAUCAAUUUAGAUAUCUUAAAAGUUAAUGUAAAAUUCUCUCAAUGAAAAAUGUAUAAUUACUAUGUAUUCAGCGUAUUCUGGUGACGAUGAUGUUCUGAUUGCGAGUUAAUGUGGAAUGAAAGAAAGAAUUUCGAAACCUACAGACAUCCAAAAAUUGGAGCACAUUAUUAGGAAGUAUAUACUUUGA
Molecule: messenger RNA, 3564 nt
Organism: Paramecium octaurelia
Lineage: Eukaryota; Ciliophora; Oligohymenophorea; Peniculida; Parameciidae
Source: the annotation of a GenBank genome assembly